Messenger RNA from Drosophila willistoni, 2272 nucleotides. Its product is annotated as carcinine transporter. The transcript is spliced from 7 exons. The coding region runs from base 114 to 2147 and encodes 677 amino acids. Gene Ontology annotation, molecular function: transmembrane transporter activity. NCBI's taxonomy places the organism in Eukaryota, Metazoa, Arthropoda, Insecta, Diptera, Drosophilidae. Gene Ontology annotation, cellular component: membrane. The record is from RefSeq and is a predicted model, not a curated record. Gene Ontology annotation, biological process: transmembrane transport.
UCUUUGUGGGGCUUCUUCUAGUUGAAAUACAUUUGAGCAAUUGCACACAAGAAUAGACGUAAAUAAAAAACAACCAUUUCUUAGCUAAAUUUGUGCCAGAGGAAAUCUAUUCCAUGACUGAAACUGUGGACAGUAGUGAUAAUGAUGAAUAUGAUGAGUUAUCGGAUCUACGACAACGCCAAAAACCCGAACCUCAAGUUUCUGUGGAUGAGGCCUUCGAUUUGGAUGAUUUGCUGCCAACAAUUGGUGAAUUUGGCAAAUAUCAAAAACUUUUGGUUUUUGGCAUUUGUUUGCCUGCUUGUAUACCAUGUGGAUUUUGUGCCUUUAAUCAAUUAUUCAUGGCCGAUACGCCAGAUGAUUAUUGGUGUCGUGUGCCUGAAUUGCUUGACUUUGAUGUGGAGCAGCGUAAAUACUUGUCCAUACCCAAGGAACAGGAAAACGAUGACUUUGUUUAUAGCAAAUGCUUUACCUAUGGCGUCAAUUGGACAGAAUUGCUUGAUCCCGAUAAUAUGGAUCACUACUUGACAACACUGGAACCCAAUACAAGCUGGCCAUUGAUUAAAUGCAAUCAAGGCUGGGAAUAUAAUACCAGCACUGUUUGGUCAUCCAUUGUGAUCGAUUUUGAUUUAGUUUGCGAUCAGGAUAUAUAUCCUACAAUUGGUCUGGCGGCACUUAACACUGGUGGUCCAGUGGGAGUUUAUCUAUUUGGCCUACUCAAUGAUCGUGCCGGUCGAAGACUUUCCUAUUUUACCUGCUUAGCCACAUUAUUGGCUGGCAGCUUGAUGACAUCAUUAAGUCGAGAUUUCUGGACAUGGGCCGGUAGUCGAGUAAUUGUGGGACUAACUAUACCAGCUGUGUAUCAAAUACCAUUUAUUAUAUCUCUGGAACUGGUGGGUGAGAAUUAUCGUUCGUUUGUAACCGUGAUGACCUGCACUUUCUAUACUUCGGGCAUUAUGCUGCUCUCGGUGGUGACCUAUCUGGAACGAGAUUGGGUUCGCCUUUCCUAUUAUACAUCUCUGCCAUUCUAUGCAUAUUUCCUAUACAUGUUCUUUAUGCCCGAGUCUCCGCGUUGGCUAUUGAUGCGUGGCCGCUUGGAGGAAGCAUUAAAAAUUCUUGAGAAUAUGGCUCGUGUCAAUGGACGACAAUUUCCAGAGGUGGUGCACAGUAAACUGGAGGCACAGAUUAUUCGAGAUAAGUUGAAGAAGACCAAGAAAAAAAUGGCUAAUGUCGGUCUAAUGGAUCUCUGUCGUACGCCCAAUAUGCGUUUGAAGACAAUAUUGAUAACAUUGAGUUGGUUUGCCAAUGAGACUGUCUAUCUGGGCCUAAGUUACUAUGGCCCAUCAUUGGGUACCAAUCAAUAUGUAAGCUUCUUCUUGUCCGCUGUGGUGGAAUUGCCAAGUUAUCUUUGUUGUUGGUACUUUAUGGACACUUGGGGCAGACGUUGGCCUUUAAGUUUAUCCAUGAUAUUGGGAGGCGUGGCUUGUGUUAUAACCGUGAUGUUACCCGAUGAUGCCGUCGAUGAGACUCUAGUACUUUACCUGAUAUCUAAGGCUCUGCUGUCUGCGUCAUUUCUCAUCAUAUAUCCCUUUGCGGGAGAAUUGUAUCCCACACAAGUACGUGGCAUUGGAAUUGGUGCCUCCAGCUAUAUAGGCGGUUUGGGUCUAAUUGUCAUCCCAUUUGUCACUUAUCUGGGCAAGGAGAAUCUAAAACUGCCCUUAGUCAUAAUGGGUUUCGUUUCCAUGUUGGGUGGCAUGACGGGUCUUCGUUUGCCAGAGACUUUGCAUCAUCGUUUGCCCCAGACCGUGGAGGAGGGCGAGGAGUUUGGCAAGGAUUGGCAACUUAAAGAUUGUUGCUCUUGCAGCAAAAAACCAGAUGUACUGUCGCCACCAACAUCGUAUGAAAAUCUUGAUGUCUUAGCUGGAUCUUCAAAUAAUGCCUCUGAAGUGGAGUUGGAAUUACGUGAUAAUCGUCGCUUGAGGCAACAGACAAGCAGAACGGAUGAGCGUACACCUUUAGACAUGCCAGGAGCCAGUGUAUCGGGUCGUCCAAGUCAUCGUCCAUCGAUGAAACGUCUUGUCCGCCAGAUGAGCAUAAUGGACACACAGAGAAUGCAUGAUGGCACAAUGCAGCUAACGCAUUGGAUUUAAGUGCAGUUGGCACAAAAUGGAAAGUUUAUUGUUUCAACUUUUAAGAAAAAUUAUAAUACGCAAAACAAAAAUAUUAUUUAAAUAGCACUUAUACUUAUUUACCAUUAAAACAUUGAGUGAAACGU